AUGUCAGAGGAAAAAUGGAUGGAAAAUUCCGUUCAGGAAAAACCGGCAGCGAUGCAACACGGUAGCAAAAAUUCAUCGACAUCGAUUCAAUCAUCAUCAUCAUCAUCGUCAUUUAAAAAAAUCGUAAUUUUAACGUUUCUUAUUAUUUUUUUAUUCCGUUCUUUUGAAAAUAAUCACGUUAAAAAUUACGAUUUCAGGUAG
Messenger RNA from Pediculus humanus corporis (human body louse), 201 nucleotides. RefSeq lists its product as uncharacterized. NCBI's taxonomy places the organism in Eukaryota, Metazoa, Arthropoda, Insecta, Psocodea, Pediculidae. The transcript has 2 exons. Bases 1 to 201 code for a protein of 66 amino acids. The record is from RefSeq and is a predicted model, not a curated record.